Molecule: messenger RNA, 2301 nt
Organism: Lutra lutra (Eurasian river otter)
Lineage: Eukaryota; Metazoa; Chordata; Mammalia; Carnivora; Mustelidae
Gene: SPIC
Product: Spi-C transcription factor
Biological process (GO): cell differentiation; regulation of transcription by RNA polymerase II
Cellular component (GO): nucleus
Molecular function (GO): DNA-binding transcription factor activity, RNA polymerase II-specific; sequence-specific DNA binding
Source: RefSeq, a predicted model, not a curated record
UCUGCCAGUGAGUUCUUGACAGUUCUGUCUUAACGAUUCUGAUAUUAAUGAAACAUCUAUUUUGUAAAGAGCUGCAGUGUCUUCCUGAAUUGUCAAUAUAUUAAUGAAGCAUGCAGUCCUGCAUUGAACAAGACAAGCUGGGACAAGCCUUUGAAGAUGCUUUCGAGGUACUGAGGCAGCAUUCAACGGGAGAUCUUCAGUACUCCCCAGAUUACAAAAAUUACCUGGCUUUCAUCAACCACUGCUCUCAAGUCAGAGGAAAUUCCACCUGCUAUGGUAUGCUGCCUACAGAGGAACCUGUCUAUAAUUGGAGAACAGUAAUAAACAGUGCUGCGGACCUCUAUUUUGAAGGAAAUACUCAUCCAUCUCUGCCAAACAUCCCUGAAAAUCAGGUGGUACAACCUGCUGUUCUCCAUCAAAAGGGAGGAAAAGGCAGGAAGAAGCUCCGACUGUUUGAAUACCUUCAUGAAUCCCUGUGUAAUCCUGAGAUGGCAUCUUGUAUUCAGUGGGUAGAUAAAACCAAAGGCAUCUUCCAGUUUGUGUCAAAAAACAAAGAAAAACUUGCCCAACUUUGGGGGAAAAGAAAAGGCAAUCGGAAGACCAUGACUUACCAGAAAAUGGCCAGAGCACUGAGGAAUUAUGGAAGAACUGGGGAAGUCACUAAAAUCCGGAGGAAGCUAACUUACCAGUUCAGUGAAGCCAUUCUCCAAAGACUCUCUCCAUCUUAUUUCUGAAAAGAGUUCUUCUACUCACCGUAUGUUCAACCUGAGCAAGGCUUUCUCAGCUUCAGUAACUGGAAUGCAAAUUAUAAUUGUCCAUACGCUGAUUACCAUGAGCUAAGUCACCCUGAUUGCUAAAUAUUCUCCUAUAUUUCAUGAUUUCCUGACAUCAGAAAUCUGUACCAGUUUCAGGAUUUUUCUCUUAAAUACUGGAGAGGGAAAAACAAUUAACGUCAUUGUCUCUAAUCUUUUACUAAAUGGUUUAUAAUUAUACAUAGUUGGUGAAAAAAAUCUGCCAGUGAACAACUUUUAAAUGAUCCAGCCCCAUUUGAAAAUAUAAACUAAAUGUCCUCGCUCUUACUGUUUAUGCAAUACUUCUAGGUAAACAAUGCUAGUAGAGAUGAUUUGAUCUAUAUAGAUUUAAAUGUUUUCCUGUCAUACACUCAGGCAAAAAAAAAAAAUCAGUCUAAUGUAUUAUCUGAUUGCUUUAGCAACAGUAAAAUAAUUGCACAUGAUAGUCUUCAUGCUAAAGUACAUUCAUGACUUUCAAAACUUUAUUUUCACUGCACUUCAGACUUCAUGGUCUGCAACCCUGUGGCGCUAAAAAAAUGAUCUAAGGAAAAUGCCACCUACCUUAAUGAUAGAACUCCAAAGCUUAUACUUCCCACACAUCAUUUCCUGGCAUCUCUGCCCUGGGGUAGAUCCAGAAGCUAAGAUUUCUUGCUAUCCUGUCACUCAGCCACAAGAAGGUGCUCUUGCCUUGUUCUCUCUGGCCUAACUUCGGAAAACUGGACUUCUCCUCCCCUUAAACUAGCCCAGCUAAGAUCAGGCUGGGAAAGUUGGAGAAAAAAAUAAAGGAUAGAGACUAGCAGAUAAAUACAGGGAGGAAAUGGGACUUGAAAGCUAUGGUUUAUUCUGAGCAUUCCAUUAGGAAUGAAGAAAGAAACCCUGUUUCUUAACUUCCUGCUUGGCAGGUUGAUUUGUAUCCCAUCUGUAUUACCAUGAUGCAGGAGAGCUUCCUAGACCAUAUGGGCCAUCUUCAGUCCAGGCCAAGAGCUUCCUGGAGCCUACCUAAUUUAAUUUGUUACCAUUGCCCUUUUUCUUUGUGUCUUUCAGGGAUUUUUUAAAAAUGGCAGACUAAAUGAAGGUAAUGAUAUUGGCUAUCUGCACACGUAGUCUGGCCUUCUGGAAUAAACUGAAUGUUUGCAUCUUCCCCAAAAUAUGUUGAAACCUAAUCCUUAGUGUGAUGAUAUUUGGAGGCAGGCUGUUUGGAAGGAAGAGCUCUCACGAGUGGGCGUAGUGCCUUGUAGAAGAGGCCGGGAGAGCUUCCUCACCCCUUCUGCCUUGCGAGGACACAUGACGGCCUCCUAUGAACCAGGAAGCAGGCUCUUACAGACACUGAAUGUGCUGGCGCCCUGAUCUUGGACUUCCCAGCUUCUUGAACUGUAAGAAAUUUCUGGUUAUAAGACACCCAGUUUACGGUAUUCUGUUACAGCAGCCCAGAGGAACUGAGACCGUUCCAAUCGUGCUAACCUUAAAAAGUAGGACCUAGCAUUUAUGUUCAUUCUCUGCAAAGAAAUAC